Molecule: messenger RNA, 5483 nt
Organism: Drosophila eugracilis
Lineage: Eukaryota; Metazoa; Arthropoda; Insecta; Diptera; Drosophilidae
Gene: tbc
Product: small G protein signaling modulator 2
Exons: 9
Coding region: 554-4006 (1150 amino acids)
Biological process (GO): activation of GTPase activity
Molecular function (GO): GTPase activator activity
Source: RefSeq, a predicted model, not a curated record
UGCACACGACGCGCUCUUCCUGGAAAAUCUGGAAAAGCCUCCGACUUGCUGCCGAGUGUCUGGCCCUACUUUUUUUUUUUGGUUCUUUAGUUUACUAACUUCUGAGCUCUCUGGCUAGCCAGUUAGUUCAGUUGGUCAGUGAGUCAGUGAGUUAGUGCGUCAGUGGGAAAGUGAGUCGUCCGAUGGGCGAGCGGGAGGCAAACGUCUUUGCCCCACCCCCUGCGGCGGCAGCCAAAUUAUUUAUAAAGGACAGCAACAUCAGCAGCAGUAGCAGCAACAGCAACUAGUUGGGCAAGCGGAAAAGCAAGGAAAAAUCGAGGAAAAGCAAGGAAAGCAAGGAAAACGCACGCUGCCACAGGCGACACUUUGCUCUCUGCUGGCGUCUUUUGGCGCUUUGCUGGCGUCGGCAUACGCAAAACAAAUACAAAUUUUCGAAAUACAUUUUACGCGCGCGUGAAGAGGAACGGAAUUACGGCGAAAAGCUUUGGGCAAUCUCCGCAAGCCCCAAACACACGCCCACGCGCACCCAGAAACGCUACGCUACGCGUACGAAAUGGUGCAAACCAGUGCAGAUGGCUCCGACUUCAAGGAGCGGCUGAUAGCCAGCGUGAAGAAGGAGGUGAAGCAGCUGAUGGAGGAGGCGGUGACCAAGAAGUACGUCCACGAGGAGAGCAGCUCAGUGACCUCACUGUGCGGCGCUGUGGAAGCCUGUUUGAGCCAGGGUCUUCGCCGGCGUGCCCUGGGCUUGUUUAAGACCUCCUCGACGACGGCACUGCUCCACAAGAUUGCCAAAAGUUGCCCGGAGGCGGAGCACAUCAGCAAAAUGGUGCAGGAGAUCGAGGCCAGUGACCCGAGUAAACGAUCCUCCAGCAGCAGCGACAGCUUCCAGCGGCCGCCGAUGCUCAAGAAGAGCAGCAGCAACUCGAUGUCCGCCGGAACCAAUGCGGCGGCCUCCUCAUCCUCCGCCUCUGCUUCCAUCAGCGUCAGUGCCAGCAACUCCAGCAUGUCACUGGCCAGCAUGAAAUAUUUGUGGAUUCGGUUGGCUCUCUACGAGAAGCGUCUUACCAAGAUCAUCGAGUACUUGGUGAGCAAUGCCAGCAGCUUCUACGAUCGCGACUCCCUGGUGGCCGAUCCGGAUUAUGGAUCCAUCCUUAGCUCCUUGCUGGUGGGUCCCUGUGCCCUGGAAUUCACGCGGGCCAAGACAGCCGAUCACUAUUGGACCGAUCCGCAUGCAGAUGAAUUGGUUCAACGACACCGGAUCAGCUCAUGCCGCCGCUCUUCUUCGACCUGCUCUCGUCCGGCGAUCAUCAACUUCAAGCGGAGCCUGAACACGAGCUCCGAUGAGGCCAGCAGUGGAUCCUUCAAGUCCAUUGCCUCGGCCAGUGUGGCCAAGGACUAUGUGGAGUCGCUUCAUCAGAAUGCCAAGGCCACACUGCUCUAUGGGAAGAACAAUGUGCAUGUCCUGCCCAAGGAUGUAGCCGAGCCGAUGCCCGGUUACUUGAGCUUGCACCAGCACAUCCAGACGCUGACUAUCAAGUGGACACCCAACCAGCUGAUGAACGGCUACACCGAGGCCGAGGAGGCGGAGGACAUUGACAAGGACGCCUUCUGGGCCUAUGCCCUGAAUAUCAACGUGGACGAGAUCGUCUACGUCCACUGUCAUCAGAGUCGCGGCGAGGAUAGCGGUGGCACUGUGAUCCUUGUGGGCCAGGAUGGCGUCCAACGGCCACCUAUACACUUUCCUGAGGGUGGCCACAUGCAGCAGUUCCUCAGCUGCCUGGAGACCGGUCUCCUGCCACACGGCCAGCUAGAUCCACCGCUGUGGUCCCAGCGAGGCAUCGGCAAGAUGUUUCUCUGGCCCAGGAGCAUGCGACGCCGCAUCUUGCCCUCGGUGAUGGAGUCAGUGGACGAGACGCCCAUCGACUACGUCUUCCGCAUUGUCAGCAAAAGUCGCCACGAGGAGUUCGCUGCCACCCACUCGAUCCUGGACUUUGUGCGCAGCACCCCGCGGAGGGCGCAGCUGAGCAGCUGCUCCACCACCGGCAGCAGCGACUGCUCUAAUAAGAGCCUCUCCAUUGACCAGUUCCCGCUGGAGUCGCCGCUGCUCCUCCAGCAGCAGCAGCAACAACAACAGCUGCUCCAGGCGCAGAGCACCAGCAUCGAGAUGGUCUGCUCCACGAUGCGCAGGCAGAUCAUCUCGAGGGCCUUCUACGGCUGGCUGGCCUACUGUCGCCAUCUCUCCACGGUGCGAACUCAUCUGUCCGGCCUGGUGCACGGCAGGAUUACGCCAGAAAUGAAAGCCGAUGAGGAGGGACUGACCAAGGAGCGCUGGCAGUUGCUGAAUGUGGACGGAGUCCUGGAGAACGCAACAGAGUUCUAUCGCCUGGUCUACUUCGGGGGCGUCCAACCGGAACUGCGGCAGGAGGUGUGGCCGUAUCUACUGGGUCACUACGCCUUCGGUUCCACAACGGAGGAUCGCAAGAAGCAGGACGAGACCUGCAAGCACUACUACGAGACCACGAUGAGCGAAUGGCUGGCGGUGGACGCCAUUGUGCAGCAGCGGGAGAAGGAGAAGACAGCACGGGCUGUGGCUAAAUUGAGUUCCGGCAGUAACUCCGGAAAUGAGAGGACCGUGAGAGCAGCUGAUCUCGAAGCGGGCGGCGAACUGGAGAACGAGGUGUUCGAGGACAUAUCGGAUAUUUCCGAUCCCGGAGACCUGGAGUUCGAUGAGCAGCAGCAGCAGCAGGCGGAGUGCCAGAUGAGUGGCAAUCACCUGAGUGUGAAGCCCAUUCCUAGGGCCAUGAAGACCAGCACGGAUUCGGGCCAUGUGGAUGAGGGUGAGAACUUCAACGAGCUGGACGAGCAGGAUGAGGAGGACGAGAAGACCGAGCAGCAGGCCCAAAAAGAUCAGGAUCGUGAUGACCAUGAGGAGGAUCGGAAGGUAGAGGAUCCGCUUAAUCCAGAGCCAAGCUGCUCUACAUCCACAGCCUCAUCGUACGAGACAGUGGGUCCUGGCGGUGCCCAUCAGCAGCCGACCAGCGACACCCGCAGUGUCCUCAGUCCGGAGUACUUGAGUGCCGACGAUCUUCAGCUUCCUGAGGACGAGGAUGCAGUGAAGCCACCACAACCAGCCACAGCAGCUGUCAUCAUUACCAAGGCCUCUGUGGACAUAACCCACUGGGAGCGUAGUCCCAAAUUAGGAGACGGCGACCAAAUGUCACCCGUUGAGGAGCAGGCUGGAGAAUCUGGCGGAGCAGGUGUCAAUCUGGAUGCUCUUCAGGAACCUAAGUCGGCCUGCGCUUCACCAGCCAGCUCCAAUGGAGGUGUCUAUAGUAGCGAGCUUCUGGAGCAGUUCGGCCUGAAUCUCCACCGGAUCGAGAAGGAUGUGCAGAGGUGCGACAGGAACUACUGGUACUUUGCGAAUGAAAACCUAGACAAGUUGAGGAAUGUGAUCUCCACGUACGUGUGGGAGCACCUGGACGUGGGCUACAUGCAGGGCAUGUGCGACCUGGUGGCUCCCCUCCUGGUCAUCUUCGACGACGAGUCGCUCAGCUACAGCUGCUUCUGCAAGCUCAUGGAGCGCAUGAUCGAGAACUUCCCCAGUGGCGGAGCCAUGGACAUGCACUUUGCCAACAUGAGAUCCCUCAUCCAGAUCCUGGACUCAGAGAUGUACGAUCUGAUGGACUCGAAUGGCGACUACACGCACUUCUACUUCUGCUACCGGUGGUUCCUGCUGGACUUCAAGAGGGAACUCGUCUACGACGACGUCUUCUCCACCUGGGAGGUGAUCUGGGCGGCCAAGCACAUUGCCUCCGGCCACUUCGUCCUCUUUCUGGCCCUGGCCCUGCUGGAGACUUAUCGCGACAUCAUCCUCUCAAACAGCAUGGACUUCACCGAUGUCAUCAAGUUCUUCAAUGAAAUGGCCGAGCGGCAUAAUGCGCAGUCGGUGUUGCAAUUGGCCAGGAGCCUGGUCCUGCAGCUGCAGAUGAUCAUCGAGAACAAAUAGGGGAAUGGCUAAGAAGAAGCCAACUAAGUAGAGCGUUAAACUAGAGUCUAGAUGGUAGUUCAGUCAAAUUUCGCUUGCCAAAGAUAACCGAAAACCCACUAAGAUAACCCUAACUAACUAAGAUAAAAAGCGGAUUAACAAGAAAACAAUAAGUAUGUAUCGAUCGAUGUCUUCGAUGUAGAGAACACUCGAGUAUCUAACCUAGAUUUGUAUGCAAACCGAAAACACUAACUGAACCUGGAACUGUAACGGUAAUCCUAAUGGUUACUAUAUUUUAAUGUCUACGUAAGUUCUUCCUAAACUCUUCACGCAUAUCCCCAGAAAUAGAGGAAACCACGAAACAGGGGCAGCCAAUGCAAAAGACUCUGAACAAAAGAAUGAAAUCUUAUAUAUAUAAAAUCUUAUAUAUGAUAUCCUUAUACACCUGUAUAGACAUCUUUUAUUCACACUCUGCACUCGAACAAUUUGUUUUCAGUGUUUCAGUGCUUUAUAUAUAUAUAUAUACAGGAACACGCAAAUUAGUAUAUAGAGAGUAUAUAGAGUCGGGAGAGUGCAAUGUAAUUAUCACGUUAUAUCAAGUGGCAAAUCAGAUUAUCAAUAUAUGUAUACACAGAAAGUGCGUUUUAGCAGUUAUUUCAGAUCAAGAACUUUUAUUGAUUAAUUCACUUUUUCAAAAACUUUGAUAUUGAUGUAUAUUGUCCUUCAACUCUAUUGUUUGUAAAUCCCUUACCCCCUAUUCUGUCGGAUAUCAUUAUCAAUCUAAGAAACUAUUGAUCAGUAUUACUAUCAAUGUUUUUCUAAGGUUUUGAUCUGAGGCAACUGUAUUAGCAAAUCGCACGCUAGGAAUAUUAAUAAAAAAUAAAAACACACAAAUUCAGUUCCGAAGUAAGCCCGACUUUUAGCUAAACCGAACUAAACUCUGUACCAUCGAAAAAUAUCCAAUUGUGUGUAACAAUCAAGUCAACAAUAAGUCAAGUACCCUUAAGUAUCCAUAUAUAGACGGCAUAUAGUCGUCGGAUCUUCUGUGUCUAUAAUCUGUGUAAGCUGCCAAGCCAAGCCAAGUUCCAAAUUCAUUUUAAUUUUGAUUUAAAUUUAAUUGUGUUUUAUUUUUAUAUAAGUCUACAUAUAGAUAAAGUUAUAUAUAUAUAUAUAUAUAUUUACAAAGCAAAGUCAGCGUGUACGUAUAUCUUUCUCCCCCCACUGUGUGACUCUCUCUCUACACCGAGUAUAAAUGUUGUGGAUUAUCUUGAUACCUUAAUUAUACUCUUUGUAAAUGUACCUUUUCCCGGGCAAACAAGAGGUAGACGAUAAUACCUCGGCUCCACUUUAUCUCAAUUACAAAUAUAUAUACACCCCCACAAUAUGAUUAUGAAUAUGAUUAUAUAUACAUAUAUAUAGUAUAAAUGUAUACAAGUACAAAGCAAAUGAUGUCGGUAUGUUUGAAAUGGAAUUAAUAAAUAACACAUAUACGAUAUAU